UUCUUUCUAAAUCGAUGAAGAGGCUUCUUUUCUCGACGCGUCUCCCGCGUGCGAUCUGCGAUUCUCAUUCGUUUGUUCUCUGGAAAACCGUCCGCCGACUCUCUCUCGCGUGUUCCAGUUCCCUUUUCGAAGGCAGGAAAAGUUACCGAGCCUCCCUGUUUUCUUUGCCUCUUUCUUUUUGCGUAUCACUCCCACUGGGCCCGCUUCUUUUCGACUGAAAAACGCUCGUCGCCGUCGGACUUUGUUUUUUCGCGGUCUUCCGGCCGUACGUUCGCAUGCAGUCUGCUUUUUUUUCCUUCGCGUCGACUGUCCCGGUUCGAUCGUUUCCUUUCUUUUCCUCAACACUCCGAAUGUUUGUUCUUCACCGCUUUUCCGCCCUUUCCUCCGAUUCUUCUCGGUUCCUCCACUCCUCUGGACGGGAUGCGCUACCUCUGGCAUCCAUGUCUCUCCAGAUUCGCUAACAGACCUGUUUUCGCCUUCUCCCAGGGUGGGUCGACCUGCCCCGCUUCCCGCCGCUCUUCUCUUUCUCUCCGUCCAAGUCGCGUCAUUCUCGCGCCUCCUCCUUGCUUCGUCUCUCUGCUGCGCCUGCGUCUGAGUCUCGUCUUUCUGAGUCUGCCGUUGGUGGAUUUUUUCUCGCGUCGCCAAAAAUGACAACCGCGCACAGGCCGACUUGGCACCAGGCCCUCGGAGGGGAACAUCAGGGAGGCAACCGUCUUGUCGCCACACAAAAGGUUUCGGCGAAAGAUCAGCCGGGGAAUUUGACUUUGAAAACUCGGAAGGCUGCACAAGGUCCGCAGACGUCUGACCGCAGCGAAUUUCGCGUUCAGCUCGAAGCUAAGGAGAAGAAGGCCCUCGCCGACAGAAAGAAAGCAGAAGCGACUCUGACUGCGCUCCCGCCGGACUACGAGAAUCCAUUUCCAGAAGACGCAGACGACGUCGACGCACCCGGCCCUCCUUCAGAAGCUUCGUCCGACGAAGACGACGACAGCGACGAGGAAGAAGCGUUGCUCAGAGAACUCGAAAAAAUAAAAAAAGAACGAAUGCAGGAGGAACAAGCCAAGCAAGCCGAAGAGGAGAAGAAGAGACAAGCCGAGCAGCAGGAACGCAUGUUGCGUGCGAAUCCUUUGCUGAUGGCUGACGGGGCGGUGAAGAGGCGCUGGGAUGACGAAGUUGUUUUUCGUAACCAGGCGAAGAACCAGCCGAAGGCGAAACGCCAAUUCGUGAACGACCCCGUCCGAAGCGAAUUUCACAAAAAGUUUCUGAGCAAAUACAUCCGGUGA
Molecule: messenger RNA, 1280 nt
Organism: Toxoplasma gondii ME49
Lineage: Eukaryota; Apicomplexa; Conoidasida; Eucoccidiorida; Sarcocystidae
Product: Cwf15/Cwc15 cell cycle control protein
Exons: 6
Coding region: 648-1280 (210 amino acids)
Biological process (GO): mRNA cis splicing, via spliceosome
Cellular component (GO): catalytic step 2 spliceosome
Molecular function (GO): RNA binding
Source: RefSeq, a predicted model, not a curated record